GUUUGUGGAGAGCGGGAGUCGGGGGUGUGUGGAUAAAAUCGCCGGAUAAUAUACAAAACUGAUCACUGUCACAAAUUCAACAUGCCACCGUGGGCUCCUCUUUGAUCAUUUUUAUCACAAUAGACCCCUAUAGUUUUGUGUCUUACAGAAUAACCCCUUUAUGACAUGAUAUUGAUUGGGAGGGAAAAGAAUAAAAAGACGAGAGUUUACUCUUGCCCUUGUAUCUCCAGCAAAUAACGUUUUGCGACUUCUCAAUCAUCUCAACGACUGCCUCCGAUUUUUCCAGCAUAUGCGAUUUCACCUUCUCACCAUCACCAGGUACAAGGUAACAAGGUAUCCUUUCACCAUAAAGACGUUGCAUUGCAUAUUAGGUGUUCGAGAAAAUUCCUAAGUUUAAGAAGCUGAGAAAUCAUCAUGGUGGGAUUUAAAAAUAGGUACAUGGUGAUGGAGGUGUCUGUGGAUCCAAAUAAAGAUAUUUCAAAAGACGAUCCCAUCAUUCUUAGCCAACAUAAUGUUUCAAAAGCAAUCAAAGACAGCAUUCUCCUAAACUUUGGCGAGUGUGGUCUUGCCUCUUCGCUAGGAUCAUUACAAGUUAAAUAUGUGAAUCCGAUCACGAAAGUGUGCAUUAUAAGAGCUUCAAGGGACGAACAUCAAAAAGUUUUGGCUGCAAUUACAAUGGUCAGGAGUGUAGGAAAUUGCCCUGUGGUUUUCAAUCUAUUGGAUCUUAGUGGAAAUAUCAGGGCCUGUAAAUCUGCAGCUUUAAAGUGUGAAGAUUUGAUAUUUGAAAAAGUGAAGAUCAUUUGUGGGACUCCCAGAACAGAAGAUGUGAACAAACAUAUGCAAAAUCUUGAGAGAAUUAAGAUGUUAGAGCACUGAAAGAAUGACUUAAUAGAGAAAGCCAAGGAAAGACUAUGUCUUUGAUUUAAAAAAACUAUGAUUAAAUUAACGAUGUAUACUUUUUAAAUUGUUGGACAUGUUUCCUUUAUAGCUAAAUUUAUUAAGUUUAACUGUCAGGUUAUUUAGUAAUUAAAAACAUACCUUUGAAAAAAUUGUUUCUAAAAUUGCAACUCUAUAAGGACUACCCAAAAAGGUCAUUGUACACGCUCUUUACUAGCGUCUACAUCAUGCCUCUCGGAUGAUUGGCCUCCAUUUUCAGCGAUUUCCAAAGCAACAUCGGAAUCAUUACUGAUUCCAGGGUCGGAAUUGGUGUCGGGGUUGGAAUUGGUUUCGGAUGCUUCAUUCCCACAAUGGAUGUCCAAAGCAACAUCGGAAUCAUUACUGAUUCUAGGGCCGGAAUUGGUGGUGGUGGAGGAGGAUGUUGCAUUUCCGGAACGGAUUGGCAUGAGAAAGCUCUGCAUUCUGGAAAAGUAGCUUUGGCUGAUUGGUUGACUUUGUGAAUGAUAAGUUGUUGAUAAGGUUGAUGAACGGUUGGGAUCGGGUGGUAUAUUUGGCAGAUCAUGAAGUUCAAGGUUGGGAAAAACUGAACACCGACAUCGAGGGCAUUUUAUGUUUAAUCUAAGCCAUUUAUCAAUGCAUGCCAUAUGGAAGUUGUGAGCACAAGGCAACCCACGAACCUGAAAUUCAUGUUAAAAAAUGUAAGGAUAAAUUCAAAAAUAGCAUCCUACUUUCAUUUCUUUAUAUUGGAUUUGUAACAAUGAAAUUGAUUUGUAUUUGGAUGAGAUUGAAUUGGAAAGAAGUGUCAAAG
Molecule: messenger RNA, 1705 nt
Organism: Lactuca saligna
Lineage: Eukaryota; Viridiplantae; Streptophyta; Magnoliopsida; Asterales; Asteraceae
Source: the annotation of a GenBank genome assembly